This is a messenger RNA of Hevea brasiliensis (rubber tree), 1089 nucleotides long. RefSeq names its product protein LURP-one-related 12. Bases 263 to 883 code for a protein of 206 amino acids. NCBI's taxonomy places the organism in Eukaryota, Viridiplantae, Streptophyta, Magnoliopsida, Malpighiales, Euphorbiaceae. The transcript has 2 exons. The record is from RefSeq and is a predicted model, not a curated record.
UAAAUCAGGACAUAGAGAGGGCAAGGAGGGGAGGUAGAGAGAGAUCUAGUGACCAGAGAUAUUCUACUCCUAGCCCGCACAUUAGAGCAUUAAUCCCCGGGUACCGUACGCGUUACUUUCUCUCUCGCUUCCUUUGCGAGCAUUAUAUAUUUUCGCUUCAACGCUUCUGGUCUUCCAAACGGUCAUAUUUCUCCGUAGGCGAACGCCAAAGUUACAAACAAAGUGAGUUUCGUUUAAGAUCCCAGAAGAAAGAGGAAAGUAGAUGAAGGGAGGGUUGGUUGUGGAUAGUGGGUUUGUAUACGAAGAGGAGAAGCAUCUCACAGUGCUUAAAACCUCUUUGUUCUUUGCUAAUGAUGGCUUCACCGUCUACGAUUGCAGUGGUCAGUUAGUCUUCCGAGUUGAUUCCUACGGCCCUGGUACCCGCGAUACCGGUGAAGUAGUUCUCAUGGACGCUCAUGGCCGUUGUCUUCUCACUGUGAGGAAAAAGAGACCAAGCCUACAUCACCGAUGGGAAGGCUAUAUAGGGGAAAGAACAGAGGGACAGAAACCGAUCUUCAGCGUAAGAAGAUCAUCAAUAAUCGGACGGUGCAGUGUGGCCGUAGAAGUGUAUGAGAAUCCAGGGGAAGAGUACCAGAUAGAAGGGUCCUUCGCGAAUAGAUGCUGCACAAUCUUGAAUACAAAAAAAGAAUCUGUGGCUGACAUCAAACGCAAAGUGGAUGCCUCCACUAACGUGGUGCUUGGCAAGGAUGUUUUUUCUCUCCGCCUAAGGCCUGGCUUUGAUGGGGCGUUUGCCAUGGGAUUGGUUCUGGUGCUUGAUCAGAUCAAUGGUGAUGAUUAUGUGGAGGAUGGGACCGAGGUGUCCCCGACCGCAGAGGAACAGUGAUGGUGAUUUUUGGGGGAAAGAUAGGUUUCGGGUAAUGUGAUGGCAGUGGUGGAGUUGUCCCUUGAUAGGGAAUCCACAUGUGUCGGCCCUCAACCUCUUGAUUUUUUAUUAAAUGAUCAAAACGACAUGUGUAAUGCUCUAUGAAGAUGAGGAGGGAUUAGAGGAGCUUGUUUGUUCAUAUGGAAUUAAUAAUAUUUCAUUGUCUA